Molecule: messenger RNA, 1116 nt
Organism: Neomonachus schauinslandi (Hawaiian monk seal)
Lineage: Eukaryota; Metazoa; Chordata; Mammalia; Carnivora; Phocidae
Gene: KLF1
Product: Kruppel like factor 1
Exons: 3
Coding region: 1-1116 (371 amino acids)
Biological process (GO): regulation of transcription by RNA polymerase II
Molecular function (GO): RNA polymerase II cis-regulatory region sequence-specific DNA binding; DNA-binding transcription factor activity, RNA polymerase II-specific
Source: RefSeq, a predicted model, not a curated record
AUGGCUGCAGCUGAGACCGCCUUGCCCUCCAUCAGCACGCUGACCACCUUGCGCCCCUUCCUGGACACACAGGAGGACUUUCUCAAGUGGUGGCGCUCUGAGGAGGUGCAGGACUUGGGUCCGGGUCCCCCUGAUCCCACCGGGCUGCCCCUCCACGUGAGGCCGGAGUUGCAGGACGCGCCCAGGGAGGACGAAGACGGCGAGAGGGACUCGGCCACUGCCUGGGAUCUGGAUCUCCUUCUCACCAAUUUCUCGUGCCCAGAGCCGGGCGGCGCGCCCCAAACCUGCGCUUUGGCGCCAGGCGAGUGCCCCGGGGUGCAAUUCCCGCCGCCGCCGCCGCCGCCGCCGCCGCCGCCGCCACCCGAGACUCCCAGCCCGUAUGUGGGCGGCCCGGGGCUGGUGGCUGGGCUCUUGGGUCCCGAGGAGCACCCGGGCUGGGCACGCCCGGCCCCAAGAGCCCCGGCCCCGGACGCCUUCGCCGGCUCAGCCCUGGGCCCAGCCCCCGAGCCCAAGGCACUGCCGCUGCAGCCGGUGUACCCCGGGCCAGGUGCGGGCUCCUCCGGCAGCUACUUCUCGAGGACCGCGCUUUCAGUGCCCACGGCGCCAGGCGCCCCCUACGGGCUGCUGUCCGGGUACCCAGCGCUGUACCCGGUGCCGCAGUACCAAGGGCACUUCCAGCUCUUCCGCGGGCUCCCGGCGCCUGCUCCCGGCCCCACAUCACCCCCUUCUUUCUUGAGUUGUCUGGGACCCGGGACGGCGGGUGCGGGACUCCGAGGGACCGCAGGAGACCCAGGAGGGAUCGCGGACGCGGCGCCAUCCAAACGCAGCCGGCGAUCGUGGGCGCGCAAGAGGCAGGCGGCGCACACAUGCACGCACCCGGGCUGUGGGAAGAGCUACACCAAGAGCUCGCACCUAAAGGCUCAUCUGCGCACGCACACAGGGGAGAAGCCCUACGCCUGCACGUGGGACGGCUGUGGCUGGAGGUUCGCGCGCUCGGACGAACUGACCCGCCACUACCGGAAGCACACUGGACAGCGCCCCUUCCGCUGCCAGCUCUGCCCGCGCGCUUUUUCACGCUCCGAUCACCUGGCCCUGCACAUGAAGCGUCAUCUUUGA